GCACUUCAUUUUCAUCAUCAGUGUGGAAUACGCGUCAACUCUGCAGAUUGACUGUCAUCCCCAAAUAUGAAGAAGUUAAUCGUUUUGUGGUGCUCUUUGUCUUCUACAAUGGCUUUUCUUAUUCCAUCGCUGCAACUUCCAUUUACCAAGCAAAAGGAAACCUUUUCAAACGUCUGUGUGUAUUCAACUGACCCUUCAAAAUUUCCACCAAAAUGUUUUCUUUGUCCCAACAGUGCAUUUGAUAACAUUCUGCGUGCUUGCGUCGAUGCAGCAACUAUCCCUUAUAAUGUAACAUACGUUCAAGCAACGUGUUUGGAUCAGAACUGUGCAAUAAAUUAUCCCCAAGCCAAAAACACUGUAAUUGAUGUCAGGGUGAAAAGACAAGCAGUCGACGUCAUUUCUGAAGAACAACAACCAACUACAACUGUAGCCCAGCUUCCAGAAGAAAAUACUUCUUCGAACGUCUCUGUCCAUGAGGAACACGAGAAGAAGCAUUCACUCCAAAACUCCCACGUAGUUUACUGGAAUAAUGACACAUCACAAGGGGAGAAUAAGAAUCAUGAAUUUGAAUCUCCGAGCAGCCCAGCUGAAGAAAUAACAGUUGAUGACAACGGCAACGAAUACGUCAACGUAACAGUGGCUCACGAAGUGGUCAUAAUUAAUGGUCGCGAGUACAAGAUCACCCACCAUGAGAUUGUGUUUGCCGUUGCAGACGAGGAUAUCAAAAGUAAUUGAGGGAAUUUAUUGUGAA
Uloborus diversus is the source of this 751-nucleotide messenger RNA. RefSeq lists its product as uncharacterized. The record is from RefSeq and is a predicted model, not a curated record. Bases 67 to 735 code for a protein of 222 amino acids. The transcript has 7 exons. NCBI's taxonomy places the organism in Eukaryota, Metazoa, Arthropoda, Arachnida, Araneae, Uloboridae.